Rhagoletis pomonella (apple maggot) is the source of this 848-nucleotide messenger RNA. RefSeq lists its product as uncharacterized. The record is from RefSeq and is a predicted model, not a curated record. The transcript is spliced from 2 exons. The annotation marks the transcript as partial. NCBI's taxonomy places the organism in Eukaryota, Metazoa, Arthropoda, Insecta, Diptera, Tephritidae. Gene Ontology annotation, molecular function: lipase activity.
ACGAAUGCCUUCGUGCAGGGUAAAAUAGAACGUUGUGGACAUGCUGAUUUCUACAUGAAUGGCGGCAUUAUGCAACCCGGCUGCAAUAAGGCGGGUACAAACCCUUUUGGCUGCAGUCAUCAACGCGCCGUUGAAUAUUUCCAAGAAUCGAUAAGCUCACGCAAAGGUUUCUGGGGUUGGGCUUGCAGUUCGUACAUCUCCUACCUGCUCGGUAUGUGUCCGCCAACCAAUUAUCUGCUCGAGGCAGGCGAAGAUAUAAAACCCAGCACGAAGGGUAUGUUUUUUGUCGAGACCAAUGAUACAGCGCCUUAUGCAUUAGGCAAAUGGACUGACUGGCCAACGGUGGGCAAACAAAAACCGAGCGUUACUAGAGCGCCAAUUACCAUUACUUUACCGCCGCCAGCAGGUUUCCAGGAUCCAUUGUUGCGUCAAAUCGAUCAAUGGAAUAAAUUGGAUACGAGUUUCAAUAAUAUUGAACAAACGCCAACGCCAUUUUCACAAGAUCCCAAUGGUGAAAAUUGGACGUAUUUUAGUGGCGUUGGCACGCGUGAUAUAACCGAAGAUUUGGAGAAUGCAAAGGUGGAGCAGGGGGUGAAUUCUGUGGAGGAACAAAGUUUUGAGGAGACGAAAAAUGUGAAAGAAACUCAGGUGGCGUGGCAUGAAUAUCGACGAAAUUUAACUUAUGGUUAUGUAGAGAAUAGUAUUUUCAAAGUGCCUCAUAUUGAAGGGGAAAGGCUGAAGGGGGAGAAAAUAAGUAGACAACCGCGAGUAAAUGAAAUAAAGUGAUAAAAAAUGAAAAGAUUAAUAUUUUUGGAUUGAUAUUAGAGCUAUGAAGGGCGAAAAAUUUG